AUGACAUCCGUCAGACUGGAUCGUGCCAGACGAGGGAAACGUUCUCUGUGGGAGGAAGGUGAAGAUCUCCUCUCUCAGUUCCCAUCAACAGAAUUCCAUACAGGGGAGAAAACCUAUCAGUGUGUGGAAUGUGGAAAAAGCUUCAGGCAGAGCGCCAAUCUCACUUCCCAUCAAAGAAUUCAUACAGGGGAGAAACCCUAUCAGUGUGUGGAAUGUGGAAAAAGCUUCAGUACGAACUCCAAUCUCACUUCCCAUCACAGAAUUCAUACAGGGGAGAAACCCUAUCAGUGUGUGGAAUGUGGAAAAAGCUUCAGGCAGAGCGCCAAUCUCACUUUCCAUCAAAAAAUUCAUACAGGGCAGAAACCCUAUCAGUGUGUGGAAUGUGGAAAAAGCUUCAGGCAGAGCGCCAAUCUCACUUUCCAUCAAAAAAUUCAUACAGGUGAGAAACUCUAUCAGUGUGUGGAAUGUGGAAAGAGCUUCAGUCAGAGCUCCGCUCUCACUUCCCAUCAAAGAAUUCAUACAGGGGAGAAACCCUAUCAGUGUGUGGAAUGUGGAAAGAGCUUCAGUCAGAGCUCCUCUCUCACUUCCCAUCACAGAAUUCAUACAGGGGAGAAACCCUAUCAGUGUGUGGAAUGUGGAAAGAGCUUCAGUAAGAGCUCCCAUCUCACUUCCCAUCAAAGAAUUCAUACAGGGGAGAAACCCUAUCAGUGUGUGGAAUGUGGAAAAAGCUUCAGUACGAGCUCGGAUCUCACUUUCCAUCAAAAAAUUCAUACAGGGGAGAAACCCUAUCAGUGUGUGGAAUGUGGAAAAAGCUUCAGGCAGAGCACUGAUCUCACUUCCCAUCAAAGAAUUCAUACAGGGGAGAAACCCUAUCAGUGUGUGGAAUGUGGAAAGAGCUUCAGGAAGAGCUCCAAUCUCACUUCCCAUCAAAGAAUUCAUACAGGGGAGAAACUCUAUCAGUGUGUGGAAUGUGGAAAGAGCUUCACUCAUAGCUCCUCUCUCACUUACCAUAUAAUUCAUACAGGGCAGAAACCCUAUCAGUGUGUGGAAUGUGGAAAAAGCUUCAGGCAGAGCACUGAUCUCACUUCCCAUCAAAGAAUUCAUACAGGGGAGAAACCCUAUCAGUGUGUGGAAUGUGGAAAGAGCUUCAGUAAGAGCUCCUAUCUCACUUCCCAUCAAAGAAUUCAUACAGGGGAGAAACCCUAUCAGUGUAUGGAAUGUGGAAAGAGCUUCAGUCAGAGCUCCAAUCUCACUUCCCAUCAAAAAAUUCAUACAGGGGAGAAACCCUAUCAGUGUGCAGAAUGUGGAAAGAGCUUCACUGUUACCUCUAAACUCACUUCCCAUCAAAGAAUCCAUACAAAGAUUGGAAAAACCAUUAUACAGCUUUAG
Messenger RNA from Podarcis muralis (Common wall lizard), 1389 nucleotides. The record is from RefSeq and is a predicted model, not a curated record. Lineage: Eukaryota; Metazoa; Chordata; Lepidosauria; Squamata; Lacertidae.